UAUUUAGACUUAUUAGAGCCAGCCGCUUUGGCUCCAAACUUCACUGGACUACUACUACACUCCUAGUCUCCUACAAUGCUGAGUUGCAAGAGGUUGCUGUUAAGACCCAUCAAACGGAAGAAGAAGAAGAAAAACAAGAACAAGCCAAUAACUACUACUCACCAAAAUCACUGCAUUCUUCCGUCAGAUGUACAACCUAUGGAUUACCCAGAAGAAGAUGAACCAGAAGAAGACGGUUUUAGUCUCAAAUCCUCUGCCCCUUCAAAUAAUCACGGAGUUCAACCACUGGGAAAUUUUUUUCUCAGCUCAACUUCUCAUAAUUCCAGAGAUGCUGGCUUAGGUAACUUAAAAACUCUCACUGAUGAGCUUGUUCUUGAGAUUUUGGGUUUUUUGGAUGGUACAGAUUUGGGUAUUUUAGCUACUGUUAGCAAAUCUUUAUAUAUAUUUUGUACCCAUGAACCACUUUGGAGGAAUUUGGUCUUGGAAACCCUUAAAGGUGGGUUUCUGUAUAAUUUUUCAUGGAGAAAAACUUAUAUUAGUGCUCAUUUUCCAUGUUUUGAUGUUUCAAAUAUUGGGUCUUGUGGUUUGUCAAUUAGGGAUUUUUAUUCUGAUUAUAUGUUUCAAAGUUGGUUAUGUGCUAAUCUUGAGAUGAAACCUGAAUGGCUAAGAAGGGAUAAUAUACAACGUAGGAGGGGAAUUUCAGUUGAGGAAUUUAUAUUGAAUUUCGAGGAGCCCAAUAAGCCUGUGUUGUUGGAAGGUUGUUUGGAUAAUUGGGUUGCAAAGGAUAAAUGGGAUAAGGAUUAUUUAAUAGAGAUUUGUGGGGAUGUCAAGUUUUCGGUUGGUCCAGUUGAAAUGAAGCUUGAGGAUUACUUUAGGUAUUCUGACUUUAGUAGGGAAGAGAGACCCUUGUAUUUGUUUGAUCCUAAGUUUGCAAAGAAAAUUCCGAAGUUGGGUAACGAGUAUGAAGUUCCUCCAUACUUUAGAGAGGAUUUGUUUUCAGUUUUGGGUGAAGAGAGGCCUGAUUACAGGUGGAUAAUAAUCGGACCAGCUGGGUCCGGUUCUUCAUUUCACAUUGAUCCUAAUUCAACAUCGGCUUGGAAUGCUGUGAUUAAGGGUUCUAAGAAGUGGGUCUUGUUUCCUCCUGAAGUUGUACCGCCUGGUGUCCAUCCUAGCCCUGAUGGUGCAGAAGUGGCAUGUCCAGUUUCAAUAAUUGAGUGGUUUAUGAACUUUUACGGAGCCACAAAAGAUUGGAGGAAGAGACCAAUUGAGUGUGUUUGUAAGGCUGGUGAGGUUGUUUUCGUGCCUAAUGGGUGGUGGCAUUUGGUAAUCAACUUGGAAGAAUCAAUUGCUAUCACACAGAAUUAUGUUAGCAGGCGGAAUUUGCUGAAUGUCUUGGAGUUCCUCCAGAAGCCAAAUGCUGUUGAACUUGUAUCAGGAACUAACGACCGCGUCAAUCUGCACAAUAAGUUUAAAGACGCAAUUGAGGCUGCUUUUCCGGGGACUAUAGACCAGAUAGUAAUAAAAGCUGAAGAAAAGAAGAAACAAUGUUCAUAUUGGGAAACUGUGGCAGAUUCCAAUUCUGGAGCUUUCAAGUUUUCUUUCUGAGAGGUUUUUGGUUGCAGGACACUUUUUUUGUCAGUGGUGAGGCAACUUUUCAUUAGAAGUAGAUUAGUUCAUGGUUUCAUUCACACCAUUUCUGAGAGGUGUUCAUAUUGGGAAACUGUGGCAGAUUCCAAUUCUGGAGCUUUCAAGUUUUCUUUCUGAGGUUUUUGGUUGCAGGACACUUUUUUUGUCAGUGGUGAGGCAACUUUUCAUUAGAAGUAGAUUAGUUCAUGGUUUCAUUCACACCAUUUAUUGAGUUUUGCGUGUAUUUUUAGUCUAUCCGUUCAAAGGAAAACUUUUACGAAAUUAAUCUUUUACAAACAAAUGUUAAUAUGGUUUGAUCAAUUACAGUCGAUUUAAUUUCAGUA
Molecule: messenger RNA, 1970 nt
Organism: Beta vulgaris subsp. vulgaris (sugar beet)
Lineage: Eukaryota; Viridiplantae; Streptophyta; Magnoliopsida; Caryophyllales; Amaranthaceae
Product: arginine-specific demethylase JMJ22
Exons: 2
Coding region: 76-1605 (509 amino acids)
Cellular component (GO): nucleus
Molecular function (GO): protein binding; cis-regulatory region sequence-specific DNA binding
Source: RefSeq, a predicted model, not a curated record